Tricharina praecox is the source of this 1278-nucleotide messenger RNA. RefSeq lists its product as uncharacterized. Lineage: Eukaryota; Fungi; Ascomycota; Pezizomycetes; Pezizales; Pyronemataceae. Bases 15 to 524 code for a protein of 169 amino acids. The transcript has a single exon. The record is from RefSeq and is a predicted model, not a curated record.
UCCAGAAAAUAUUAAUGAAACCCUCUUUUGGGGGGGUAAAACAUUGGACGUUCAGCUCGGCGGUGCGAAUGCGAUGCGGAAGCGGUGCGAAAAAGAGCGUGUGCGGAAGCGGUGCGGUGCGAAAAGAGCGCGUGCGAAAAGAGCAAAGAGCGCGUGCGCAUCUGCUUGCUCGUUGCGGUAGAUAUGGACGGACGGGCAGGCUGGUAUACCGGUAUGGGGAGUACUCUACGCGGUGUAGGUACUUGGCUACCUCUAUCUAUCUAUCGUAUAUCUUUAUGUACACGCUGAAGAUUCGCGCAAGGGAGGGAGCUGGGAAGAGCUGGGAGGAAGGGAUGGAGAGCUGGGAGACGUGGAGAGUCGAGACGUCCGCCGUUGACCUGGCCGAACUGACCACCGCCGCCGACGACGAUCCGGUUGGUUAUCCAACUACCUAUCCAACUAUCUACAUAUCUACAUAUCUACACAGGUACUGGAAGGAUGUCGUGCUCGCUAGGACAGUUCUUCGCGUCUAUCUUUCCAGGUAGUAGAUAUACUAGUAGCUAUACCAGGUAGCAGAUACGAGCGAGUUAUGUCAGUUAUGUAAGUACAAACAUCACCCAUCCAAGGGAAGUUAGGAAGUUGGGAACAAGGACUGUAGCCCCGUAGCCCCGCAAGGCGAACUGAGGCCUCACGGACUCAGGCUAUACUAGAGCAUGUAGCUAGGUGGCCUCAGCAGGUAGUCCUCAGGCCGGCACUGGGCAGGUAGGCAGGCAGGCAGGAAACACCGGCACGUAUGUAUGUACGCCCAGCUGGCGCUUGUGAUCCCCCCGCGUGCAAUCGGGGUGGUGUCAUGUAUGAUGUAUAUACCUGGAGUAUCAUCGGCCCGUGAUGUGGUGGGUAUUGUACAAUACGGGUCAUUCGGUGCCCGGACGGACGGUUUUUCCAUCCAGGCGGACGGGCGGUCGUUUGUCUGCUGGUCUGGUCCGACGUCGGAGGAUUGAUAUGAGUACUAGAGGGUAGAGUACUCGUGCUGCCGCAAACUGGUAACUGGUAACUGGUAUCUGAUCGAUUGUCUCAGGCGUCGUCCUGGUGAUGGUGAGGGUGAUAUCCGGUUGAUGGUCGAACUACCUGUAGAUACCUGUAGGUAGUGGAGCGUGUAGUGGGGUAUGGCGCUUCCACUCCUCUCCACUCCAGGGUGUGUAGAUGCCUGUUCUUCCUGGUAUCAUAUGAUGAUACAUUCAGCCCGUCCGUAGGUACUCGAGUAGGUACGAGUAGUCCUCCCAUGUCGUUGUCGUCCAG